ACCUCAGCAAGUUCAAUACUACAAAUUAGAAUGAACAGCAGUGCUCGACGAUGUUUUCGAGCGCUGUCAAGAUACCGUGUGGGUUGCGGUCAACCGCACAUCGUUAACUCCACGGCCUUUUCGAGGCAAUAUGUGACUGGUGCCAGACAAUGGUCAACUCCGCUAGCAAAGAAGCUUGCUGAAGCAAUUGAUACUACCGGACCUAUCCCCGUAGCGACGUAUAUGCGCCAAUGCCUAACAUCCACCGAUGGCGGAUACUACACCACGAAGCAAGCCGACAGCGACCAGUUCGGCCGACAGGGGGACUUCAUAACAUCUCCUGAAAUAUCUCAAGUCUUUGGCGAGCUGGUUGGGAUCUGGAUCGUGGCAGAAUGUCUCUCACAACGCCAUGCAACGGGAGGGAUACAACUAAUCGAACUUGGUCCUGGACGAGGAACAUUGAUGGAUGAUUUACUUAGGACCGUCCGACAGUUCAAGCCAAUUGCGGACCGUAUCGAAUCAAUAUACAUGGUCGAAGCCAGUCCGCCUCUUCGAGAGAAGCAGCAACGGCUGUUAUGCGAUAGCCAGGAUGUUAAGGAGACUGAAGCCGGCUUUGAGGGCAUAAGCAAGCACUUGCCAGGCGCAAAAAUAGUGUGGUGUGAUCAGCUCAAAGAUGUCCCGAAAGACGCGAAUCGUAUGCCUUUCAUUGUCGCACACGAGUUCUUUGAUGCUCUCCCGAUCCACGUCUUCAAGUCAAUUGCCCCUGAUGAAAAGGCAUCAUCGAUCAUCACCACAAACAAUCCGCAUGCCCCUUCGCUCAAGAAACCAAACGAUUGGCGGGAACUCCUGGUUUCGCCGAUAGCUAACCCGUCAAAACUUAAGAUGUCUCCUUCGGGACAAUCCCAAACGGAGAGGGACGAUUUCCCCGAGUUCCAACUCAGCCCAGCCAACGCUUCAACGCCGCACAGCAUGCUGCUCCCCGAGACAUCUCUUCGUUAUCAGCGCUUGAAGACCAUGACCGGCUCCGUAGUGGAGAUAUCCCCCGAAUCACUUUCCCUAGCCGCCGAAAUAGCCAUGCGUAUUGGCGGAGGACCAGCGUCUAGUCCUACGUCCAAACGAUCCACGCACAAAGCUGCUUCUACUUUCCACAAGACCCCUUCUGGAGGUGCACUUAUCCUUGACUAUGGGCCAUUAUCCACCAUCCCGGCAAACACCCUUCGAGGUAUCAGGUCUCAUCAACUCGUUUCUCCCUUUAGCAAGGCCGGCUUAACGGAUCUCUCCAUCGAUGUCGACUUCACUGCCAUUGCUGAGGCGGCCAUCAAUGCUAGUGAAGGUGUCGAAGUGCAUGGCCCGGUAGACCAGGCGUUGUGGUUGGAAACGAUCGGGGGUCGGUCCCGCGUGGAUGCCUUAGUCCGCGGUGCAGAUGAGGAGAAGAAGAGUCGGAUCGAGGGAGCUUGGAAGCGGUUGGUUGACCGUGGUCCAACGGGGAUGGGCCAGCUUUACAAGGCAAUGGCUGUUCUGCCAUGCCUCCCAGGCAUGGAAGGGCGACGUCCGAUUGGAUUUGGAGGAGAUGUUGUUAUCUAACGCGUACAAAUAUACGUAUAUGUGUUCACGACGGGGCUUCAGACUCAUUUUCACCCCAUGUUGAAGUUUGAAGUGAGUGACAGUGUAUUUCCUCGCAUGAUUAUCAGGC
This is a messenger RNA of Eremomyces bilateralis CBS 781.70, 1672 nucleotides long. Its product is annotated as DUF185-domain-containing protein. Gene Ontology annotation, molecular function: protein-arginine omega-N symmetric methyltransferase activity. The transcript has 3 exons. Lineage: Eukaryota; Fungi; Ascomycota; Dothideomycetes; Eremomycetales; Eremomycetaceae. Gene Ontology annotation, biological process: mitochondrial respiratory chain complex I assembly. The record is from RefSeq and is a predicted model, not a curated record. Gene Ontology annotation, cellular component: mitochondrion. Bases 31 to 1563 code for a protein of 510 amino acids.